UCGAAGUUAACAAAAUAAGGCGCCUAGGCCGUACUAUAGACAGAUAUAUGGGCUGUACACAGUUCAGUGUCUUAUGGAUGUUCCCACAAAAUCUCCGGGCGACAAAAAACGUCCUCCUAUCAAAGUUCUCUCUAGCCAGCUUAGAGAGAGUAAAGUACAUACUGGACCUAACGGGAAGAUUGAGUGCACAAUUAAAAGGCUGGGGCAGCGGAAUGCGUGUCCGCUACGGGAUGUGUCUGUGGUGUGGAUGCAGGGGACUGUGUUGGAGGUGAAAUCAGACCGCAACACUACGGUAACGCUGAUCGACGAGACCGGGACUUUCGUGGUCACGGGCACUAACAGCAUCCCGAAGGGAAAACCUUGUCUCCUCUCUGGCAAAUACGUAAUGGUCAUGGGAAUACUGCAGUCCUGCACUCCGGAGCCAGUUCUCCGUGCGGUUAAGAUGGCAGACCUCUCCGACAAUCCGCUUCACAGGAACCUGUGGAAGUUCGAAGUGGAAGACCUCCAGCAAACCCUGUAAUCAGCCCCAGAAUAGUAAACUUUCUUUAAAUUAAUAAAGUGUAUUUUUUUGUA
Conger conger (European conger) is the source of this 573-nucleotide messenger RNA. RefSeq names its product RecQ mediated genome instability 2 (gene rmi2). Gene Ontology annotation, biological process: maintenance of rDNA; regulation of sister chromatid segregation; DNA repair. The coding region runs from base 74 to 520 and encodes 148 amino acids. Gene Ontology annotation, cellular component: nuclear speck; cytosol. The record is from RefSeq and is a predicted model, not a curated record. The transcript has 2 exons. Lineage: Eukaryota; Metazoa; Chordata; Actinopteri; Anguilliformes; Congridae.